UCAAUGGAAGCAGCAAAGGAUCCAAAAACUAGCUAAAUGGUUGGAGACGCGUAAUGGUUGCCAGUUUUUGUCGAUAUUUAUGUAAAUAUAUAUAGUAAAUUAAAGCUUUAAUGUAUUGUCUUUAGUGCUAGUUUGUAAAAAUACUCAAGUUUAAAAUGAAACAAAUUUUUCUAUAGUGGUCAUUGAUAUUCCAAGAAAGAAAACACAGAUAUGAAAAAUUUAAAAGUGAGAAGACUGUAGCCUACUCUGCAAGCCCAUGUUAAGAUGUGACCUGGAUGUGGGAAGCUCAGCCCUACACUCGAUAAAAGCGGUAUCGGAGCACCUGGCCGAACGCAUCAAGCUAGAACUACAACCGCCUCCCUCUGAGACCUGUACAGGCGAGGAACAGACCUGCACAGGCGUCAAGCUACAGCUGCAUUCGCCCCCAGUUUCUCUACAACCGACUCUUACUACCGCCCCCAACUGCCGCUCUCAUCUACCGCCUCCAGUAUCUACCGCCCCCACUGUGACCUGCACAGGCGGCCUGCGAGUAGAGCUGCAACCGCCUCUCACUACCGCCCCCAACUCCCGCUCUCAUCUACCGCCUCCAGUAUCUACCGCCUCCACUGUGAUCAGCACAGGCGGCCUGCGAGUAGAGCUGCAACCGCCUCUCACUACCGCCCCCAACUGCCGCUCCCAGCUUCCGCCUCCAGCUACCGCAUCCGUGACUAGGACGGUGGCUCAAAUUCCCGCCUCCUAUGCGGCCCCCACUUCCGCCUCCUCUGCCGCCCCUCUGCCCCCCCAGAACACAAUGAACAACAACCUGAUGUUUCGCAGCAUGUUCUUUAUGAACGAUGAGGCGCGUCACUUCCUCGCCCCCGCCCUACCCAUUCCGCACGCCGAGAGCGACUAUUUCCAGAAGAAGGUGCAAACGACUUCAACGGCCACGCAGGACGCACAGGUCGGUCCGGGGCCUCCGCAACAACAACAGCAACCUCCUCAGCAACAACAGCAGCAGCAGCAACAACAACAACAACAGCAGGUGGACAAAGAGACGUCGACUAUGCCGAUCACACUGCCCAAGUCCCGGCCCCACACUUGUGACGAGUGCGGCAAGUCCUUCCUCAUGAAACACCAUCUGGCAACGCAUAUGCGGGUGCACACUGGUAUUCCUGAGGUCUUGUUAAAUUUUCCAUUCACUAUGAAAAAGAAGAAAAUUUCCUACACAGGGGAGAGGCCCCAUGUGUGUCCAGAAUGUGGGAAAAGUUUUGCCCUGAAACAUUGUCUGAGCACCCAUUUACUACUACACAGCGCUGACCGACCCUACAAAUGUCCAGAGUGCAGUAAAACAUUCACACUCAAACACCAUCUGGUGAGCCAUGAACGAGUGCACACCAGAGACAGACCGUUCGAAUGCCCCGAAUGUGGAAGGAGGUUUCCCCAGAAACGGCAUCUCACCACCCACAUCAAGUUCCACUCGGGGGAGCGACCCUUCUCCUGUCCGGUGUGCGGCGAAUCGUUCUCACGCGAAGAACACCUAGUGAUGCAUUCGCGCUUCCACGGCGGCCAGCGGCCGUUCGCGUGUCCCGACUGCGGCGCCGGAUUCCUGCGCAAAUUCGAACUGGUCAACCACGAGCGGCAACAUGGUCGCAACCCUGAGUCGUGUCCCGCUUGCGGCAAGGAGUUCCUACAGAAGCGGACUCUGUUGGUGCAUAUUCGCACCUGCGGUCUGCCGCCGUCUGUGACGUCUGCAUCUGUGCAGCAGCAGCAGCAGCAGACGGCGACGGAGACGCCCAGCGGAUAUCUCACCGCCAACGCGGCUACUUCCACUCAACCUAACAAGACUUGCAAAGAGUGCGGCGAAACGUUUGCGAGCAUGGAAGGGCUGGCCCUUCACUUGAGGCUACACGUUGGUGAUCACAGCUUCCUUUCGGACAUCUGUAGUCUGGCGGCAACCCUCAAACAGUCCGCCAUGACUGCUGCAGUACUAGGUGGCAACAAGAAGCCGCACAUCUGCAGCGACUGUGGUCGCGGCUUCAGUCAGAAGCACGGCCUGUUCAGCACAGACAGCGGCACGCGGAUGCAAGCUGCAAGCUCAAGCCAUUCGCUUGCGACAAGUGCGGCAAAUGCUUUGCACAGAAGAACCACCUCUACCUGCACGAACGUCAACAUAUGGACAAGCCCUUUGAGCCGCGCAACAAUCAGGUUCAACAACAGCAACAGGCACAACAGCAGCAGCAACAACAACAACAGCAACAACAGAUGCUACAACAACAACAACAGCAGCAACAAGGUGAAAGUGGAACACCAGACCAGAAUGCCACCGGAAAUGGACCACCGACAUCACACAGAGCAGUUGCCGCCUGGGGGAGCCGACAACCGCCUCCAGAUGGGCGGCGGGCCCGUGUCACUGAUACGCCAAGGGGCGCCCAUGGAUCAGCACCGCCACCAGAUGGACAUCCUCCAUCACCCGCCCCAAGACGAGCAGGCAUCCACUUCCAGUUGCCAUGUCAAGGCUAACGGUCCGUUCUGAGCGGUCAGGUUCGCUUCGUCUAUGUUUCAGUUGAUCUAGAUUCUAGGCUACCAUCGUAUAUUAUGUGCGUGUGAAUAAAAAUAGAAAUCUGAGUACAAUUUUUAAACUGUUUACUCACAAAAGUUGAGAGUAAUAAUAAUAAUAAUCAUCAUCAUCAUCAUUUUAUUUGUUCAAGAGCCUUGGCUCAUACAAAUUGGCUGUACAUUUUCAAUUCAAAAGUAACAAUGAAAAAGUAAUACUAUAGAGAAACAUUAGCGUAAGUAGAUAUCCCAUGGUAAAAUGACUUUAUGUCGCAACUUUUACUGUUAUCUCAAGCCGAUUAUUGUC
This is a messenger RNA of Nilaparvata lugens (brown planthopper), 2839 nucleotides long. RefSeq names its product zinc finger protein 2. Gene Ontology annotation, biological process: regulation of DNA-templated transcription. The record is from RefSeq and is a predicted model, not a curated record. Lineage: Eukaryota; Metazoa; Arthropoda; Insecta; Hemiptera; Delphacidae. Gene Ontology annotation, molecular function: DNA-binding transcription factor activity, RNA polymerase II-specific; RNA polymerase II cis-regulatory region sequence-specific DNA binding. The transcript has 11 exons. The coding region runs from base 257 to 2512 and encodes 751 amino acids.